AUGGUGCGACUAGCAAUAAUAGUGUGUCUCGUGUCGCGUGUGAUCUACGGCGAACACACAGUUCAACGCGAUACAUAUUCCGAACACGUCUAUAGGAAAUUAAGACCAAAUAUGCCGACGCUACAUGGUGAAUAUACUUACAAGCUGUACGAUAAACCACGGACGUACUCUGCCAUCGGACUGCCACCGUACGACCCACGCAUUGUAAAGGCACAAUAUGAUACGAGAACUUUAGAGAAAAUGAGAAACGAAUCGCCGACAGUAUACGAAGACUUCAUCCCACCUCAAACAACACCUUCAACUAUUCAACAUAAAAUUGACUAUGAGAUAGCAAAAGCUACAGCCGAUUCUAAAUAUAGUGCUUCAAAACAAUUGUCGGACGACACACUUGAGAAACUGAAGUCAAUUAUGCAAUAUCACCCACCUACGGAGAUUUCAAGGGACACCGUGACAGAUUAUUCCAGCAGUGAAUAUAGUAUGGAUGAUGAUGAUGUCCGGAGCAGUUCCCGAAGUUUGUAUGAUAAUUGGCCAUAUUUUUAUCAAAACCCGUAUGAAUAUGAACCCCCAAAGGACGUACGUAAUUCAGAAAAAGCGAAAGACAAACGUUACGUUAUGGAUGGAUUUGACAGUAUAAUUCCUGUGCAGGAAAUUAUUGAAAACGAUAUCCCACCACAAACAUACGAACUGACACCGAGAUACUAUCACCAAGUGACAGACAACCCAAUAGUAGGAGAUGAACCAUUCUUUUCAUUUAUACUCAAUGAUUAUUUUGAAAAAAAUAAUGUCGAGGACCCUGUUAUAUUCAAAGGUUUAGAUUUUGGUCGAGACUUUGAUCACGAUACUUAUUUACCUGACGUUGAAGAAGCUAGAAGGAGUCGUCGAAUAGAUAACAGUUAUUUUACAACGGUUAGUCCAGUGCCAUCACACUAUGACCUUUCUAACACAGUCUCGCUAGCAGAAUCAGUAACUGAACAAAACCAUAACAGAAAUCAUGAGUUCGAUACACGAAAAAAUGGCGUAACUACAAAUGAUCAAAAUAAAGCUGCGUUUGCAAAUCAAGCAACAGAAUACAAUGGUUUUAAGGAUUUUCUUGACAGUUUUGCGCAAAAAUUCGGAUCGGAGAACCACAAGAGAAAUUCAAAUUAUAUUCAUGAAACUAAUAAGGACAAAGGUGAAAAUAAGAAAGGUUUUCGCAGGAUUUAUCAUAAAGAUGAAUAUAUGGAAGACAAAGAAUUUUAUGAUAAUAACAAUAGCAGUACGCGAGGGGUGGAUAAAGCUAGUUCAAACGCACAUGUUGGUGGAUCUGAAGCCUAUCUGCGAUCUCAAGCCGCGGCAGCUACAGGGAAUCGAUCACACACUGCAAGCAACGCAGGCAAAGCAAAUAACGCUACAUUCAACAAUAGUUACAAUGGACAUGACAUAUCAAAUACGUCAGAUAGCAAGUUUGAUAAGUACAUUGACGUCGCGAAACAGGCGGCCCAGAGCAAUGACGCAGAUUAUGCAGACCAUUACAGAAUAUGACUAGACGAGAAGCGUCUGAGCGACAUUUUGGCAGAAAACGAAGAACCAUAGCGAAAAACCAAGAUAGACAUUCUGUUACCGUGACUAUUAAGUGAAGUGUUCGGUACAGUGGUAGCUAGGU
This is a messenger RNA of Spodoptera litura, 1642 nucleotides long. RefSeq lists its product as uncharacterized. NCBI's taxonomy places the organism in Eukaryota, Metazoa, Arthropoda, Insecta, Lepidoptera, Noctuidae. The record is from RefSeq and is a predicted model, not a curated record.